AUGGAGGGUCGUGUAGUUGCAAUGAUAUUUUUACUCAUGAUCAUUCUGGUUGCUUCACCUUCACCAAGUUCAUGUGCGAGACUUAAUGGUUUCCCCACAACAACUACUUUAAGAGAUGAUGAUUCCAUUGGUGUUUAUGGUGAUCAAGUUGCUACUGUAACAUCAAAUUCAUUCAAUAAUAAGAAAUAUGGUGAUGUUUUUGCAACACCAUAUAGAUUCCAUGAGUAUCGUCCUCUCUCAAGUAGCCAAACCAGUGAUGAUUUACAAGCAUUUCCGGAAGCAGAUGGAACAAGCACAUUCAAUGUGAUGAAUUAUGGUGCUAUUGGGAAUGACCAAUUUGAUAACACACAAGUAUGCCUUUCUGAAAGCAUGGGAAUUGAUGUUUGUGGAUCCACUCAAGACAUCCCUACCCUUAUCAUACCAAAGGAUAACAAUUUCCUGCUCAGUUCUGUUGAGUUUAAAGGGCCUUGCAAGGCUGCAAGUGUCAAUUUUCAGCUAAAUGGGAACAUUGUCGCGCCAAAUGAUACGAAUGCUUGGGGAGACAACAAGGGCAGAUGGGUUCAGUUUGAUCAAGUUCAAGGUCUGAUAAUCAAUGAAGGAGGUCAAAUUGAUGGUCAAGGUCAGGCUCUCCAUUUUGACAGUUGUGAUGGUCUUCGGUUGAGUAAUAUUACGCAUAUUAAUAGUGCAAAAAACCAUAUAACCAUCACCAGCUGCAAUGAUGUCCAAAUUUCUGAUAUCCUUAUCAGGGCUCCAGAUGAAAGUCCAAACACUGAUGGAAUUAACAUCUCUACAUCAACCAAUAUCACCAUUCAACGUUCUUUUAUAGGCACCGGUAACUGGAACCAGAUUUCCUAG
Messenger RNA from Fragaria vesca subsp. vesca, 855 nucleotides. RefSeq names its product probable polygalacturonase At3g15720-like. Gene Ontology annotation, molecular function: polygalacturonase activity. Gene Ontology annotation, biological process: carbohydrate metabolic process. The record is from RefSeq and is a predicted model, not a curated record. Bases 1 to 855 code for a protein of 284 amino acids. Lineage: Eukaryota; Viridiplantae; Streptophyta; Magnoliopsida; Rosales; Rosaceae. The transcript has 5 exons.